AACCUUGUUCUGUUAUACCAAGUUCAAUCUUCUUGUUAAUUUGAGCUCAUUAUGAUAAGGAUGAAAUCUGUGUUGAUCAAAAUCCUUUGGUUAUAAGAUGACACUCAUUUCUGGAUUCAUGAAUUUUUGUGAAUGAAUGACUGAAUUAAUUGUACAUUUUUAGCUGGCAAUUAACUAUACUGAUGUAGAUAUCAUCUGGGUGUAGAUUCACAACUAUAAAGUGGCCUGGUUUUGGCAGUGCCCUGUCUCCAUAUUUCACUGCAUUUUUCACCUUGAUGUCCUGAAACUGGCUCUAUCAGGGUCCCACGCAUCACUGUCCAUUCAACGCUUUCAACUGUUUUUGAACAUUAUAAUGUCGAUCUCAGCACAUGCCAGCUGGGCAGUGAAGCGAACAGGAGAGAAAGAGACCGUGUGUAUGAGUGUAUGUGUGUGUGUCAGUGGCUGGAGAGAAAGCGAGCCAGAGAGAGUUUGCUUACACUGUGCAUGCCAGGUUCAUAGCAGCCAGUUAGAGAGUUAAAUAGCCAGGGGUCAAGGAAUCCAUAAGUUUAUGUCAAACAUUUAUUUUUUUUAAUGUGAUAUUUACAGUGAUCAAUGAAAAGGGUGAUUUGCUUGGUUUUCCUAAACGUCGUUUGGUAAAGUUGUGCAGGGGAGUGCUUUAUUAGGGCUGACGAUUUGGAUCUUAUGCAGAACCGUGAAAUGCUGUACUGUACUUUCUCUCUAGGCUAGAAAUCGUGAAGCAUGGGUGACUGGAGCUUUCUUGGACGGCUCUUGGAGAAUGCACAGGAACACUCGACCGUGAUCGGCAAAGUCUGGCUGACAGUACUCUUCAUUUUUAGGAUUCUGGUGUUGGGAGCUGCGGCUGAGGAGGUCUGGGGUGACGAGCAGUCGGACUUCACUUGCAACACGCAGCAACCCGGUUGCGAGAACGUCUGCUACGACGAGGCCUUCCCCAUCUCCCACAUCCGCUUCUGGGUGCUCCAAAUCAUCUUCGUGUCCACGCCGACGCUCAUCUACCUGGGCCAUGUCCUGCACAUCGUUCGAAUGGAAGAGAAGCGUAAAGAGCGUGAGGAGGAGCUGCGAAAGGCCAGUCGGCUCCAGGAUGAGAAAGAACUCCUGUAUAGAAAUGGAGGGGGAGGGGAGUCUGGUGGACGGGGUGGGGGCGGCGGCGGCAAAAAGGAGAAGCCGCCAAUCAGAGACGAGCAUGGCAAAAUUCGUAUUAGAGGUGCCUUGUUGCGCACCUACGUGUUCAACAUCAUUUUCAAGACCCUGUUUGAAGUGGGGUUUAUUUUAGGUCAGUAUUUCCUCUAUGGUUUCAAGUUGCGGCCCCUGUAUAAGUGUGCGCGGUGGCCCUGCCCCAACACGGUGGACUGCUUCAUUUCCCGGCCCACGGAAAAGACCAUCUUCAUCAUAUUUAUGCUUGUGGUGGCUUGCGUGUCCCUUUUGCUGAAUUUGUUAGAAAUCUAUCACCUCGGAUGGAAGAAGGUCAAACAGGGCAUGACCAACGAGUUUGCCCCCGACCGCGAGUCGCUGCCCGACGCAGACGAAGCCGAGGCCGAGUCAUUUAGAACUGCGCCUGCCACCCUCAGCUACCCACCAGACUACACGGAGGUGGCAGUGGGUGGCGGGGCGUUCCUCCAGCCUGUGUCGGUGCCCUCGACGGCCGAGUUCAAGAUGGACCCUCUACGUGAGGAGCUGGAGGAGUCCUCGCCGUUCUACAUAAGCAACAACAACCACAGGCUGGCUGCCGAGCAGAACUGGGCCAACCUGGCCACUGAGCAGCAGACUCGGGAGAUGAACGCCGCCUCUCCCUCCCCUUCCUCCUCCUCAUCUCGCUCCUCCAACAAUGGGCGGCAAGCCAAAGAUGCCGCUCGGCAGGCUGGCGCCCCCACCUCCCCUGGCGGUGGUUCGAGCACCGGGCCAGAGGAGGGGCACGUCACCACCACGGUGGAGAUGCACGAGCCGCCCGUCAUUUUCACUGAUGCUCGACGACUGAGCAGGGCUAGCAAAGCUAGCAGCGCGAGAGCGAGGCCCAAUGAUUUGGCAGUGUAGUGGCUCUCCACUGCAAAGCGCAGGUUUUUGUGGACAAAAACACAAAAAAAUACACCAAAAAACAAAGAGGAAGAAAGAGGCAGAUUGCUGGAAUAAAAAAAAAGAAACGUUAAUUCCAUUCAUUAUUUAAUCCAUUUUGCAAUGUAAAAUUACAAAGAGUUUAGUCAUCUCUUGUGGCUUCUGAAUGCUGGUUAGUGUUAUGCAGUAGCUGAAUGGAGCAGCACAUCUAAUGCAAAUUAUGUUACAACAGUAUCUCAAUGAUUUAUUAAACACAUGUCACUUAAAUUAUUCUUAUGACAAGGCCUUAAUGUAAAAAUUUCCAUUCAGUCUGUUCAAUUUAUUAAGUUUAUAUCAAGUCACCAAAUAUAACAUGUUUGCAGUACAUUACAGGUUACAAAUAAGCAAAAAUAAACUUAAAGUACAAUGUAAAUACACUGAGUAUUGAGUAGACAAUGACGGAGUAGACAUGUAUUAUUAUUUUUAAAAGUAUUUGUGACCCCAUCUGUGAGAUUCAGGCUAAAUUCUCAAAAUCGAAUUAUGAGAUAACAAGCAUCAAAGUUUGAUUUCAACAAUUAAUUUCACAAUGAUUUCGAUCUUUGACAUGGCCGUACUCAGUCAAUAAUAAAGACAAGGGUUAUUUCACAGGAUGUUCUUUACAUCUUUAUGAAGGAUGAUUUUAUGUAGAAAAAAAAUACUUUAGUUAGGUUUUCACUGGCAGGGUCAUGGGAUAUGAGACAAAUAGGAAAAAAGAGAGAGAUUGAAGUAAUCAAAGAAAGAGGUUGUCAAAUCAUGAACACCCAAUUUAAAAAUGUUGUUCCAGCAUCUGUCUCUACAUUUCCUCACUGUAAAGAGAAAUCAAAAGUUUUAGGAAGAAAAAAGUAAAAAGCAUAUUGCCUGAUAAAAGUGGCAUCACAGAAAAAAUUUGAGUAUAACUGAGGCAAGUGAAAUAUUUAGAUAACUGUUGUACUGCUGAAUGGUGCAGAGUUUUAAUUCAUAUAGCUUGUGUAUUUCUCUGGACCAAGUUUCUUUUUUCUUUUUUUCAAUCCCAUGAUGUGAAGUUCACAUCCUGCGACUCUUUUGGAUUUGAGAGUUUUGAUAUAUGACCAUGUCCAAUCUUGCCAUCAGGAAUACAUGAUCACUUCUGAAGUAGUUAAUCAGAUGAGGGGAGGACUAACUCAUUACAUGUGACAUUUGAAACCUGUAUUGGUUUUUAUUUCAAAAAGUUUGAGCAUUUUCUAAAAAUAAAUGGAAUUGGUUGAGAAUGAGUACAAAAACAGUUAUCAAAAACAUUGCUUUUCUGUAGUCAGUUCGUGGUUGCCAAAACGUAGUUACUUCAAAAUGGACAUAAAAAGAUGCUGCAAGUGUCUUAUGCUGAUAUAGAGUUUAUCCCUCAUGAUGUUCUCUCUUUUUUUUGGUCCAGUUUCAGGUUAUUGUGAGGCCCACAUUUUCACUGCUGUUGUAUAGAGAAAAUGCCUUCUGUAAACAUAACAACUCAUAGCAACUUGACAGCACAACUUUUUUUUUUUACCUUUACAAAACUUUUGUUGUUGAGACCCAUUCAAACACAAUGUACAUCGCUUUUAUUAUCAGGUCUAUAUUUCUGCAAUCCAUUUAAAGAGACAGACAGCCCUGAAAUAGAAAUAGUGCAUUGCUUCAUCACACAGAGUUUGUGCUUAGGACAGUAUUACUCUUGCUUUUAUCAGAUCACAGUAUUUACAAAUGUAUGUUAUUUAUUUUCCGCCGUUUUAAUGUAUCCAAAAACGAAAGUGUGUUUUUUGUCAUUUUUUGGCUCUUAAAGUUUACAUUUUAGUAAAUAGUUGAAGAUUUGCACAUUUAGGCAAAAGACACUGUUGAAUAAUUCUUACAUUGAUAGAAAGGAGGAAAUAUUUUUGAUCCUUAAAGGAAAAUGUCUUAAUGGUAAAAGUCGUUGUGUUGAUGGCAGUAUUAUUCCACUUAAAUAACAUCAAAUGUAACUUAUAAAACAGCACUUGUAGAGUAUAAGAAAUAUACACGUUUCCCAUGUUUUAUUUUAGGACUGUUGUGGUGGCCUGAAAGGACCGCAAAAAAAUUUGAACUUUGUGCAUUAUAGCAUUUCAUCCAUUCUGAAUUUGAAUUGGCCAGCCAGCCAGCUCUUUCCUAUCUCGAUCCGUUUGUAGUGUACUUAGUUGCAGCCCAUUAUUCUCAGAUAACACUCAUUUCUUGAACUUCUUGAACUGACUUUCUCUAGCAGAGCUGAUUAUUCUGACCAAUCAGGGAAAUGAACCACCUACAUAUGCUCAGAACAGCAGCCUGUUUCAAUGCUGUCUUAAGAGAAGUGCCUUGUGUAUUCAAUUUUAUAAGAACAAGUUGAUGUAAAUGUUCAUUUACCUCAAAUGUUUACAAAGCUGUUACUAAAUAAACUUUUUGUAC
Messenger RNA from Carassius auratus (goldfish), 4458 nucleotides. RefSeq names its product gap junction alpha-3 protein. The record is from RefSeq and is a predicted model, not a curated record. Lineage: Eukaryota; Metazoa; Chordata; Actinopteri; Cypriniformes; Cyprinidae. Bases 739 to 2049 code for a protein of 436 amino acids. Gene Ontology annotation, cellular component: connexin complex. Gene Ontology annotation, molecular function: gap junction channel activity. The transcript has 2 exons. Gene Ontology annotation, biological process: cell-cell signaling.